UCAUUCCUCAGCCCGACGCAAAAGAAUCCUGCCAUUCUGCCUUCAGCCACCGAGCAGCAGCUAUGAAUUCCAGGUGGCGUGAAGGCGCUCGGCAACCGCCACCGCCGUACCCCAAAUCCCUGUCUGUCGCAGUGUUGGGAACAGCAGCACUGUUAAAGAACGACGUUGGAAAUCACAUCCUUCGCGAUCAGAGGGCGUUUCUGAAAGUCAGCGACCAUCUUUCUCAAAGCAGAAACCAGACCUUCCAUGUGAUAAAUGCACCUAAUUUCUUCAACAAAGACUGCAAGUACCCCGACCAGCAGAUCAUUGACUUCAUGGCCAUCUCCCACCCAGGACCGGACCUAUUUAUCCUCGUAGUAGAUCCUGCUGAGGCCACAGAGGAGAAAGCUGUUGCUCAAAUAACCAAACUUACAUACAUUUUCGGUGACUCACUGUUGCCGUAUCUUGUAGUUUUGCUACAAGAUGUUGACAGCUACCAUUCCCUCCAUCACCUGAUGGAUCUGUUCAACCUGACUGUGGCCUUGAAAAAAGAAAACCUGGCCGGUGACUGUCAGAGGUGGUGCUGCGACAGAAGCUCCUUUCUCUAUCAGUACAAUAACUACAGUGAGGAGGUCGUGAAAAGAAGGAAGGAAUCCCUGGAGAACAACAGAUAUCUUUACAGCACUGGAGGUCUCCCUGCGACACCACAGCUGCCUUCUCCCAGAAAAGAUUCACAAAACAGGACACUUUCAAUGCGAAACCCAUCUGAUCCAGUAUAUGAGACAAUAAGUAUAGGUACAAAGAUAACACAAUACACCAUGGUUCUGUUGGGACGCUGUGGAGCUGGGAAGAGUGCAUCUGGAAAUACCAUUCUUAAGGCUGGCCAGUGCAAAACCACAACGCUGUUCCAAUCCGAGGCCAGCUCUGUGCCGGUGACCAAGCAGUGUGAGGCCAGGUUCACACAGUUUGGCAUUCCAGUGAGGGUAGUUGACACACCAGACCUCUUAAGUAAUCAGUUGCCCAACGUGGAACAGCAGAUCGCCCAGUGUCGGGAAUACUGUCGGAGUGAACCCUGCACCAUCUUAUUGGUGUUACAGCUGGGCCGUUUGUCAGACAAUGAGAUGGGACUUUUGGACAGGUUUGAAACCACACUGGGCACCAGGAUUCGAGAUCGCACCAUCAUCCUUCUCACACACGCAGAGGUCCUUAAAGGUGAUGUGAGAGAAUACUUCUUACAAUGUGCAAUACCCAUCUCAAUGUGCAAUAACCAUCCCUACGGUGCAAUAACCCUUUUUAACCUAGUUUAAUUUUUAACUUUUUUAUUUUUUAUUUUAUUUUAUUUUAUUUUUUAUUAUAUAUAUAUUUUUUUUUUCUUAAAAUCUUAUUUUAUUUUCAAUUGUAUUUUAACUUCCAGGUUAUUAGUAUUAUUAUUUUUAUUUCAUUUGUAUUUUCUUCCUUAUUUCUCUGUGUGAUGCUCUUCCUAACUGCAUGCCCUUCCUUGCCUCUAUUGUUACUGGAAACGUAAAUUUCCUGGAGGGAGUCAUCCCAAAAGGAUCAAUAAAGUCAAGUCUAAGUCUAGUCUAAGUCUAAGUCUUCAAUGCCGUUGCCCCACUUUUGGCAAUGGUUCAACAGUGUCACCACCGCUAUCAUCUGUUUAACAACAACUCUCCAGACCGCAAGCAGGUCAAAAACCUUCUGAAAAUGAUCCCUAUUUUCAAGAACGAUGGGAAGAAAGAUGACUGUCGUUUGGGUUAGGUCUUCCUAUUUGGAGCGAGAAGAGAACCAUUAGAGGUGGGGCUCUCCCAAAUGUAUAUGAGAUAAUAUGUAUCACUUUUUUGUUCCUCGAUGUAGUUUGUUCAGUAAGUCCAUUAAGCUAACAGUUAUUCUGAGUGGGAGUCUGUUGAGAUCAAACAUUUCACCAUAGAAAUUAGUUUAUUAGAAUUAAAAUAAUUCAUGGUGAAAUCAAGUUUUGCUUCUAGAAAUCUCACCCUUCAGCGCAGCAGAUCAGCUGAUCCCUGGCAUGAAACGUCCUGGAUUCUGUUGACUGACGGGUGUCAGCACCUGUGAUGAAGAAGGACGUCAGCUUCUGCCUGGUGGUGUUGAGAAUGAUUGACACACAAGGCACAAGGCGCCAGCCCCCAGAGCAUGUGAUUUCUAUAUAUAUAUUCUACAUAUAUAUUUUUUUGUCUUGAUGGUUUUAUGCAGGCCAUUUGUGUUAUUUUCUGUUCUUGUUGCAUUCGAGCUCAUGCUUACCACUUGAGUGAGUUUGACAGGAGACAGAUGUGACGUCUCAACUUCAACAUCAAACAUGUGAUGAUAAACAUGAUUGUAGCUCCUUCAUGUUUGGAACCCAUGUCAUCCUUGUCAUGUUCUGGACCAUUAAAACGCUGUGUUUUUCUGUUUAU
This is a messenger RNA of Synchiropus splendidus (mandarinfish), 2384 nucleotides long. RefSeq names its product GTPase IMAP family member 8-like. The coding region runs from base 63 to 1286 and encodes 407 amino acids. Lineage: Eukaryota; Metazoa; Chordata; Actinopteri; Syngnathiformes; Callionymidae. Gene Ontology annotation, molecular function: GTP binding. The transcript is spliced from 5 exons. The record is from RefSeq and is a predicted model, not a curated record.